AAAUCGCAACUUCGCAAGCAAGCAAAGCAAAAAGCAAAUUCAAGCAAUGUUGUUGAAAAUUGUGAAUGCAAAGCAAGACAAUUUUUAAUUUUGUUCGACGUGAAAACAAUUUUUUAUUAUAAGUACGACCACUACGGUGAAACCGUUUAUGGAAAUAGUGUAUUUAUGGGUAUUCAUUGAUACGUAUCCAAAUAUUUUGAGUAGUUUUAGUCAUGUGUAUUGAAGUGUUUACGGCGACGACAUUCGACAGCUAUAUUGUGUCUUUAUUGGAAAUAUGGCCUUUUAUAAUGCCGGUAAAGUCGUAGAUAUAAAUAACUCACCUGAGGAAACCGAUGAUACAAAUAUUACGGACGAUCUAACAAUAAUACCAUUAGAAAAAGACAGUUUCGCAAUAUGCGAAUUGUGUGGUCGAGUUGGUCGUCGGGGACAAUUCUACCCAAGAAACAAUAAGUUUUGUUCGCUUAGAUGCCAAGCGAGUUUUUCUAGAAAAAGAAAUUGUAAUUGGAGGUUCAGAUUGAUGGAAGGAGCCGAACACAUGGCGGAUAUGAUUCCGUUGGAGCCUCUGCCUCAGCUGCAGCACUGGCAGGCCACCAUAAAUGACUUACAGCCCGGGCCAAUAAAACAGUCAGCUGCUUUAGUAGCUAAUAGUUAUGAAUGGAAGGAUGAGUUGUUUGGUUGUGAUUUCCUGGCAGCACCAGUCAGCCUUUUCAAACAUGCACCCCUUCAUGAAAUGUGGGACAGCACAUUUGAAGGCAUGAAAGUAGAAGUUAAGAACACAGACUGCGAAAACUAUUCUGAGAAACUAAGUGACUAUUUUUGGGUAGCUACAGUAUUGAAAGUAAAAGGUUACAUGGGCUUAUUGCGCUAUGAAGGCUUUGGCAGUGAUGAUUCUAAAGACUUUUGGGUUAAUCUGUGCUGUUCAGAAGUGCAUCCAGUGGGGUGGUGUGCGACUAGAGGCAAGCCACUUAUACCUCCUCGCAGUAUUGAGGAUAAAUAUACUGAUUGGAAAAAGUUUCUUGUGAAGCAGCUAACAGGGGCACGUACACUACCUGCCAAUUUCUACACUAAGUUAAAUGAUAGUCUUGCAUCUAGGUUUUCUAUUGGUUCCAUUAUGGAAGUUGUUGAUAAGAAUAGGAUCUCUCAAGUUAAGGUAGCUACUGUGUGUGAAAUUGUAGGAAAACGUUUACAUGUAAAAUAUUAUGAUAGUUCGCCAGAAGACAAUGGUUUCUGGUGUCAUGAGGACUCGCCGCUCAUACAUCCUGUUGGCUGGGCUUUUAGAAUUGGACAUCCCUUAGAUGCUCCUCAGAGUUACUGCCAAAGAGUAGCUGCGGGACGGCUCAUACCAAAUGACUCAACACCAGAAAUGUUUUAUAAAUAUCCGAGCAAUGAGCCUCCAUUGUUCUCAGAGGGGAUGAAGCUUGAAGCCAUAGAUCCUCUCAACUUGUCAGCCGUUUGUGCCGCAACUGUGAUGCAGAUAUUGAAUGAAGGAUACAUGAUGAUCAGGAUAGACUGCUAUCCGGCAGAUGCGUCGGGCGCCGACUGGUUUUGCUACCAUCAGAGAUCGCCGUGCAUAUUUCCUGUUGGAUUUGCCUUAGCUAACAAUAUUCCACUUGUGCCUCCUGCUGGGAUUACAAUGGAGGAGUUCAGUUGGGAGCAAUACCUGUCAGUGUGUGGUGGUCAGGCGGCUGACCGGUCGUUGUUCGCGGCGCGAGGUCACGUGGUGUCUCACGGUUUCGUGGCCGGCAUGCGGUUAGAAUGCGCCGAUCUCAUGGACCCCAGGCUUGUUUGUGUGGCAACUGUUGCUAGAGUUGUUGCUGAUUUACUUAAGGUCCACUUCGACGGCUGGGGUAUGGAAUACGACCAAUGGCUCUGGGCGCAUAGUACGGACGUGUACCCGGUAGGCUGGUGCCGCGCGGUAGGACAUCGGCUAGAAGGGCCCCUGCAGCCGCCGCCGAGGCCGCCGCGCAAACACCCACCUAAGCAACCGAGACGACGACGGAAGCAACAAGGUUCAAAAGUGACAUCACAACCGCCAAACACAACAGAAGAUAGUUCACAAAACUCCGACAUGGGUGAUACGAAGAGUCUUUCUCCCCCUACAAGCGUGUCUGAAGUUUCAGCCGACGCGGAACCGCGCGCUGAAACUGUAUCGACGCCUACGAAAAUGGAUGUUGAUGCUGAGUCCAAGGAUAGUUCUGAACCGUCUGAGGAACGACUCCCUACAGAGGCAAAGCCUGAUAGUCCUAAUACUCUUACAGACAUAUCUCAAGAUUCAAGCCAGAACUUAGCGCAGCUUUCCCCCGUAGUUUCCAUGGAAGAUUCGGACACCGACAAGGUGAUACCUAGACUAGUCAAUACCUCCGUGCCCUUAGAUGUCCUCAAUUCUGUUGACCCUGAAAACUGGUCGACAGCAGAUGUAGCAAAGUUCCUCACCGUCAAUGAUUGCCAACCUUAUUGUAUUAACUUCACCAAUAUAACAGGCCCCAUGAUGCUCCAGUUAACAAAAGAUGAAAUCAUCGAAUUAUUAGAAAUGAAAGUAGGUCCGUCGUUAAAAAUCUUCGACUUGAUACAACAGUUGAAAUGUAAAAUAAAACAACCUCAAUGUAGAUUGCUAAGUAGUUUUAAAUAGUGUUUAUUUGAAUAAGCUCCCUCACUCCACGUUUGUAAUGGGUUAUUCCCAUCGGGUCGUUGGUCCUGUGAACUCCUGUGUAAUAAUUUAUGUAAUCAAUUUUGUUUAAACAUUUGGUUGCUAAAUUGGCUGAUUAGAGCAUCUGAGUGUGUGAAUGUCGAUCAUAGGUAGAAAAAUUAGCCUUAUAGACCGUGAGUCAACAAUUGUCACAAUUUUGAAUCACAUAAGACUUUAACAAUGAUUUUCAAACAUCACACAUUUAUAAGAAAGUGAUAGUCUAUGAAUUAAUUUAAUGUUAUGGAUAAGUCUUGUUUAAAAUCACAAUCGUCAUGAAUUAGUAUUGGACUACAGAUUGAAAAGUAAACUAUAAUGAUUGCUAAUCGUAAAUUAUCAAAUAUUUAAAUUAAACAUAUGACAAAAGUUUUCAGAAUCAUCGAAAUUUGUACUAGAACGUAUAUUAUAAGUAUUUUUUCUCUUUUUACUCAACUUUCAAACUUUUUUCUUGAUUUUUACAAACGUGCAGCGAUGUAGCUUUUAAAACUUCUGGUCGGUCGAAUCCGGAUAGUAAUACUAUCAAGUAAACCUUUACACAUGGAUUCAACUAUAUAUUUAUGAAAUAGAAAUAGUAAGUACAUGAAUCUACUCUCCCGCCUAUAUUUUGGUAUAGCAUAAUGGCCGAUAAUUUUUUGUAAACAUAUUUUGGGCAGUCACUAAUGUUUGAUAUCAGCUUUGUGUGUGUAUGACGAGUUUUCCUCUAUAUUCGUCACUACAUAUUUUUUGUAUAUUUCUUGAUAAUAUUCAUUUAAAAAGCGUGAGUGGCUUUGUAAUUUCACUGAACUUGUUUUAGCACGGGUGCAAAAUAUUUUGUCAGGUUCCGAGUUAUCAAAAAAUGAUAUGAUUUCUGCAAUGCAUUGGUCCUUAUUGGACUAAGCUAUUAUGACUAAGAAAAUGUUCGUAUAUUAUUAUCAGACUUGAAUAUACGUAGGACAUUCGAAAUAAUUAAUCAUCUCGAAUAUUAUGACAAAUUCAUUAAGUCUUUUCUAGUUUACAGUAACUGCAUUAAAAUGAGAUACCUAUAUCAAUUAAUGAUAUGUCCAAAAUGUGUCAUUUAUAUGCUGUCUCAACCGUUAUUUUAGUGUAAAAAUUUUGUCUUAGAUAUGAGAGCACAUGGAUAGCGCUCAUUUGAAAGAUAAUAAAUAUGUAUUCGGUUUCAGUUUUUUACUGACAGUGAAUAAUUUUAUAUUAUGAUCCACUUUUUGAUGUGUUGUGUGCAAAUAAAAUGAUCUCAGAAAGAACCACACUUUUGGAUCCUAUUCAAAUUAAGCAAUGCUUGCCGUCAUGUAUUCUUAAGCUUUCCAGGCAAACUUUGUUGAAAAUAAUUGAUUAUGAUUUAAUUGAAAUUAAGAAGAAAACUGAUUAUUUUACUGGGUGGAAUAAUAUAGCCUUUAUCUGAGAAAGCUCCGCGAACUUCUUAUAUGUAUAGUAAUUAUACACAACGCUACUGUAUAUUUUUAUAAGAGUUAUAAAUAGAUAUGUGUUGUCUACAUAAUAUAUUUGUGUAUAUGAUAUAACCCUGCCCCAAUCUUGAAAUUACAACCAAAGCAAUUUACAAUACCUUGACACCAAUCACUUGAUGUGUUUUCAAUGAGAUAAAUUAUAUUAAAUCAGUAGUUUAUAAAUCAGUAUUUUGUAAUGUUAAAUCAUGGAUUUAGUAUAGUGACCUGUGUUCCAUACACGUGUAUACGUGUGACAUACAUACUGAGAAAGGGAAAUGAGCUGUAAAUUAAUUAUUAUAGCAGUCAUUGUAUUGUAUGAUUAUUAUUUUGUGUUAAUUUUAAGUUGGGAAAUAGAUGUGGUGACCAAACGGGAUUUUAAACAGUUUUAAGCUUAGACGAAAGAAUAUAUUCAGUGAUAAAUACAUUGCCUUUUUAGAGACUUACAAGGAAAUAUAUCAUUUAGUACCAUCGGCGUAGUACAUGUAAAAUUUGAAUGUUCUGGUAUUAAAAGCGGAAGUAUUCAUA
Helicoverpa armigera (cotton bollworm) is the source of this 4650-nucleotide messenger RNA. Its product is annotated as polycomb protein Sfmbt. The transcript is spliced from 10 exons. Gene Ontology annotation, biological process: negative regulation of DNA-templated transcription. The coding region runs from base 275 to 2629 and encodes 784 amino acids. NCBI's taxonomy places the organism in Eukaryota, Metazoa, Arthropoda, Insecta, Lepidoptera, Noctuidae. The record is from RefSeq and is a predicted model, not a curated record. Gene Ontology annotation, cellular component: nucleus. Gene Ontology annotation, molecular function: zinc ion binding; chromatin binding.